AGAAAGAGAGCCAGCAGCUCCCCUCUGUGCACUCAGUCGGAGACAGUUACCGCGGAUUGUGCAGACAGAGCAAUCAGUCCAGUACUGAGAGCUCGUUUUAUUUACGGUAAAAAUGUCGGCCAGACCAGGCUACUAUCGGCAGGAGCUGAACAAGACUGUAUGGGAGGUUCCCGAGCGGUACCAGAACCUGACUCCCGUGGGCUCGGGGGCCUACGGUUCGGUAUGCUCAGCAUAUGACGUGCGGCUACGACAGAAGGUGGCGGUGAAGAAGCUGUCUCGGCCUUUCCAGUCCCUUAUCCACAGUAGGCGCUCGUACCGUGAGCUCCGGCUACUCAAGCACAUGAAACAUGAGAAUGUAAUAGGACUACUGGAUGUAUUCUCCCCUGCUGCAUCGCUAGAGGACUUCCAUGAAGUCUACCUGGUAACCAACUUGAUGGGGGCAGACCUGAACAACAUAGUCAAAUUCCAGCGUCUCUCUGAUGAGCAUGUGCAGUUUCUUAUUUACCAGCUGCUCAGAGGCCUCAAGUACAUCCAUUCAGCAGGACUGAUCCACAGAGACCUAAAACCAAGUAACGUGGCAGUGAACGAGGACUGCGAGCUGAGGAUCCUUGACUUUGGAUUGGCCAGACAGACGGAUGAUGAGAUGACGGGGUACGUGGCGACUCGCUGGUAUCGAGCGCCAGAAAUCAUGCUUAAUUGGAUGCACUACAAUCAGACAGUGGAUAUCUGGUCAGUGGGAUGCAUCAUGGGAGAGCUGCUGAAGGGGAAGGUCCUGUUUCCAGGCAACGACUAUAUCGACCAGCUGAAGAGGAUUAUGGAGGUGGUGGGCACCCCGACCCCUGACCUUCUACAGAAGAUCUCUUCUGAACAUGCUCAGAAAUAUAUCCAGUCUCUACCCUUCAUGCCCCAGCAGGACUUAGAGAAGAUGUUCAGAGGAGCCAACCCAAUGGCUGUGAAUCUACUGAAGCGCAUGCUGGUUCUGGACUGUGAUGGGCGUAUCUCUGCCAGUGAAGCUCUCUCCCACCCUUAUUUCUCCCAGUACCACGACCCGGACGACGAACCAGAGGCCCUGCCCUACGACCAGACGCUGGAGAGCAAGGACCGCACACUAGAGGAGUGGAAAGAGCUGGUGUUCGGGGAGAUGAAAGGAAUCAAAGCGCCUGUCAGCGAGACGAGUAGUCUACAGGUGGAACAGUGAAAGACAAACCCCGCCUCCUUCUGCUCGGUCUGUCCCGUCAGCUGAGGAAGGACCGCCGUCUUGUCUCCGUCUGUCUGUCGGCCGGCGUUGGGGAGGCGGGAGGAUCCGGGAGAAAGAGAGAAACAACGCUGUGUCCCCUAGAGGCAUGACACCCCUCCCCUUGCUCACUGUGACUGGCUAUUUGACUGCCUGUCUUGAGUUUUGUAAAAGGGGAGCAGGGAGAGGGGAGGUCUGGUUGAACUGAAAGUGAUGAGAAUACGCACAUUACGAUAAUUACAGGGAGCAUGCUUUGAUAGGUAUAUGUUUACAGUCUGUUGAAGAGAGGUAGGAGAGAGAGACAGACAGAGACAGAGAGAGAAAGUAGCACUAGGGUUUUCAAACCUACCUAAGGGUCCAACUGGUAAAUGGUCAUUGGCUAUAGGUUACUGGAAAUCUUUCGUCAUGAAGACAUUUUAUAAGCAGUCAUAACGGAUGUCAGUUUAAGUCUGCUUAUAACACCUGUUAUGUCAUGGUAAUGACAGUUUUAUGACAUAGGGUUCUAGUGAAUUGUUGUCAAGAAUUUUCCACACAUUUUAUCAUAUUUCUAUUUUAGUUGUAGCAAAUAUCUGUUAUUUCACAGAAACUUACAUAAGAUGGUUCCUCCCUCGAUAUAGACCAAUGAAUGCCCUUUGUUCUGUUACUGCACAACAUCCCCCAACACUCACCAAUAUGCCACUGAAUGACCAAUGACAAAGAUAUACUGUACAUGGACAGGAUUAGUGUCUGUAGGGUUUAAGACUUUGCAUUAUGUACAACUAUUGGCCAGAUUCCCUAAGCAUUUACAACUGUUUUUACAGAAUAACACCGGUGGUAGUGUUUUGUUUACGGAGACAUAACUGCAUUGCUGCAAAUGCUAUGUAGAUAUGUCCCAAUGUACAGGUAACUGCCAACAUAAAGAAUACAUCAACAUAAAGGGUUUUAAUAGGGCCUUGGGCCAACACAAGCCAGAGCAGAUUCAGUGCACCUUGGCAAAGUGUCUGGAACUCUAUUGGUGGGAUGCGACACCGUUCUUCCAUGGGAAAUUCCAUUGUUUGGUGUUUUGUUGAGGGUGGUGGAAAACGCUGUCUCAGGCGCUGCUCCAGAAUCUCCCAUAAGUGUUCAAUUGGGUUGAGAUCUGGUGACUGAGACGGCCAGGGCAUAUGGUUUACAUCGUUUUGAUGCUCAUCAAACCAUUCAGUGACCAUUCGUGCCCUGUCGAUGGGGGCAUUGUCAUCCUGUGGGGACAUAGUCAUGGUGGCCAAAAUAAUGGCCUGCCCAGAAUUUUUAUACAUGACCCUAAACAUGAUGGGAUGUUAAUUGAUUAAUUAACUCAGAAACCAUACCUAUGUGGAAGCACCUGUUUUCAAUAUGCUUUGUAUCUCUUAUUAACUCAAGUGUUUCCAUUAUUUUUGCAGUGACCUGUAUGUAAGCAUGAAUGCAUUUGUUGCUGGUAUCACCCAUUUCAAAUUCCACUUGGCUCCAGUCCAACAGGUUUUACUAGUCCCUGGCUCUGUUGAGAAACCCAAACCUAUAGCUGAAGUUUACAUCUGAACAUUCAACAGAUACUAUUACCCACAGUGACUGGCACAGAUACCAUUACCCACAGUGACUCCCACAGAUACCAUUACCCACAGUGACUCCCACAGAUACCAUUACCCACAGUGACUCCCACAGAUACCAUUACCCACGGUGACUCCCACAGAUACCAUUACCCACGGUGACUCCCACAGAUACCAUUACCCACAGUGACUCCCACAGAUACCAUUACCCACAGUGACUCCCACAGAUACCAUUACCCACAGUGACUCCCACAGAUACCAUUACCCACGGUGACUCCCACAGAUACCAUUACCCACAGUGACUCCCACAGAUACCAUUACCCACAGUGACUCCCACAUAUACCAUUACCCACAGUGACUCCCAGAUGCAUUAUGCAGAUUAAAUUGGAUUUACAAUUAGGUCUGAAUGUUGUCGUUUCAGAGGUCUAAUAUUCAGCAUGUUAUAAAGGGCGUACUGAGGUGAACGAUUUACAGGGGAGUAAAAUAAUUCAAAUUUCAGUAAAAAACAUGUUCUGGAACUGCAACAUAUACUACCCCAAGAACUUCAACAUCAAUCAUAUACACAAUGCCUCAAUUACAGUAGAGAUCAUCCAAAAUACUCUUUCUCGAUUGAUGUUUGACUAUUUACGGUCUUGUAUGUGUCAUGUACAAAUGUUGAUUUUGGAAACUUGGUGGAUUUAAAUAGAACUGCAAAAAAGAUGAAUGUAUACAAAACUGUAUGUUUAAAAAACAAGUGUCUUUUCAUUCUAUGGUGGCAUGAAUUUGAACUGUACAAUUUCUGCCGUAUGCAUUUCCAAUCAAUAACCGAAUGUCAACUCUGUGUCAUAAUGCCAUGACAACUCAUGACAGUUGAUGUCAACCAACUCAACUCUAUUACAACAGUUAUAACACCAUUAUGCAGCAUGAACAAGUAAACAUUUGGUUACACAUAUUCAGAAUAAAUCAAAUCAAUCUAUUUCCUGUCUUGGUAACGUUAUGAAUACGUGCAUCAAUCCAGUCUUGUUUUCUCCCAAAAAUGAUUAAGUCUGUUGUUGUAUGGACAAACUCCUUAAUGUUUCCAAGUAUCACGCAGCAGCCUAUCAGCCGGUAUGCAGCACUAUGUCAGUGGUGAGAAUCUGUCAUGGGCAUAGCAUGUUGUGGCAUUAUGAAAGACCACUUUACUCCAGAGUUACGGCCUACUCAUUCCUCCUCCACAUGGCCAAAGUUCCAUCAAUACUCCCAGCCCACACAAACAGUAGCUUUCCAGUGCUUUAUGGGUUCCAAGUCUGAGUAUAUAUGGCCUUUUCUGUGUGUGUGUGUGUGUGUCAAUUUGCCUUCAAGGUCCAUUCCUGCAUGUUUCCAACAAACAUGCCUGCAGGCAUCAAACUAUGUCAUAAUCUCUCAGGCACAGAACAGAGACAGUAUUAUGAGAGACCAUAAUGACGACGCAUGUAUCCUCUUCUUCCUCGUCCUCAAUAAAAGCUCAAUUCAUCACCA
Oncorhynchus nerka (sockeye salmon) is the source of this 4251-nucleotide messenger RNA. Its product is annotated as mitogen-activated protein kinase 11-like. NCBI's taxonomy places the organism in Eukaryota, Metazoa, Chordata, Actinopteri, Salmoniformes, Salmonidae. Gene Ontology annotation, cellular component: cytoplasm; nucleus. Gene Ontology annotation, biological process: intracellular signal transduction; protein phosphorylation. The transcript has 12 exons. Gene Ontology annotation, molecular function: MAP kinase activity; ATP binding. Bases 113 to 1198 code for a protein of 361 amino acids. The record is from RefSeq and is a predicted model, not a curated record.